CCCGGCUGGCCGAGCCGAGGCGCCCUCCCGCCCAGUUCGCGGCGAGCCUAGUCCAGGCCAGCCCUUCUCCGGCCGCGGGUGGCCAAGGGGCCCGGGGGGGGGGAGGGGUUGCGCAGAGUCUGGUUUCCUCCCCCACCCCCAGCACAGCAUGUCGGGAGGGGGGGGCGCUCAGGGCGCAGCAGCAGCAGCACCCGGCGCCAGCAAGAGGGGCUGCAACAAGCUGCGGGGUGGGCGGCCCGGGACACGGGGGGAGCCCCCAGCGGGGGCCAGGCUGGCCGAUGAGCGCGCCGGAGCCGUCGUGCAGGCAGGGAGGGAAGGAAGGGCCAGCCGCCAGGAAGGGGGCGGAGGAGGAGGAUGCUUAGCGCCCCCGGGCGGCUUUCUCUCCCCCUCCCCCCCAGCCUCGGCGGCUCGGCGGCCUUUGCGCAGCCAUGGAGGGCGAGGCGGACGGCCCCAAGGAGGACCACUACGGGACACCCCACAAAUAUGACCCGACUUUCAAAGGCCCCAUUUAUGACAGGGGCUGCACAGACAUCAUCUGCUGUGUCCUGCUCCUGGUUGCUGUUGUGGGCUACGUAGCUGUGGGAGUGGUAGCAUGGACCCAAGGAGACCCCCGUAAAGUGAUCUACCCGACAGACAGUCGUGGGCAGUUCUGUGGCCAGAAAGGAACUCCUAAUGAGAACAAACGUUACUUGUUCUACUUCAACAUCAUGAAAUGUGCCAGCCCUUCAGUGCUGCUGGAGUUCCAGUGUCCCACCACACAGAUUUGUGUCCAAAAGUGCCCAGAUCGGUACCUCACUUACCUGCAGGCCUCGACCCAGAAAGAGAACUCAGAAUACUACAAGCAAUUUUGUGUCCCAGGAUUUAAAAGUCUGAACAAGAGCCCCCCUGAAGUUCUGAGAGAUGGAGAGUGCCCGGCCAUGAUCACUCCCAGCAAGCCCUUGGCCCGCAGAUGUUUGCCUGCAAUUAAUUCUAAGAAAGGGGUCAUCAUGGUUGGAAAUGAAACUACCUUUGAUGACGGACGUGGACACAAAAGGAAUGUGACAGAUCUUGUGGAAGGGGCCAAAAAAGCAAAUGUGGUUCUGGAGGCCCGACAAGUGGCUAUGAAGAUCUUUGAAGACUACACUGUUUCCUGGUACUGGAUAAUAAUAGGUCUGGUGAUUUCCAUGGUGGUCAGCCUCAUCUUUAUUGUCCUGCUUCGGUUUCUGGCGGGCAUCAUGGUCUGGGUGAUGAUUGUCCUUGUGAUCCUCGUCCUUGGAUAUGGGAUCUUCCAUUGCUACAUGGAAUACGCAGCGCUGAAAGGACAAGCCGGGUCUGACGUCUCUCUGAAGGACCUGGGCUUCCAGACAGACGUCCGCGUCUAUCUGCACCUGAGACAAACGUGGUUGGCCUUCAUGAUCAUCCUUUGCAUCACAGAGGUGGUCAUCAUCCUUUUGCUCAUCUUCUUGCGCAAGAGGAUCCUCAUCGCCAUAGCAUUGAUCCGGGAAGCCAGCAGGGCUGUUGGUCACAUCAUGACAUCUCUGUUAUUUCCCCUCUUCACUUUCUUCCUGGUGUGCCUCUGUAUUGCCUACUGGGCUAGCACAGCUGUGUUUUUGUCUACCUCAAACGAAGCCAUCUACAAGGUAUUUAAUGAGACGCAGUGCAACUACACGAGGACAACGUGCAACCCGGAGACCUUCAACACCUCCAACAUCGCCAAACAGUGCCCAGAUGCCCGUUGCCUCUUUGCCUUCUAUGGUGGGGAGACCGCCUACCACAAGUACCUCAUCAUCUUCCAGAUCUACAAUGUCUUCAUGUUCUUCUGGCUAGCCAACUUUGUCAUUGCUCUGGGCCAGGUCACCCUGGCCGGGGCCUUUGCUUCCUACUAUUGGGCCUUUAAGAAACCGGAUGAUAUGCCAGCAUUCCCCAUCUUCUCUUCCUUUGGCCGAGCACUCAGGUAUCAUACGGGCUCAUUGGCUUUUGGGUCUUUGAUUCUUGCUCUUGUCCAGGUCAUUCGGGUCCUUCUGGAGUACUUGGAUCACAGGUUAAAAGCUGCUGAUAACAAGUUUGCUAAGUUCCUCUUGGCCUGCCUCAAAUGCUGUUUCUGGUGCCUGGAGAAAUUCAUCAAGUUCUUGAACAGAAACGCCUACAUUAUGAUUGCCAUUUAUGGCACCAACUUCUGCACUUCUGCAAGGAAUGCCUUUUCCCUGCUCAUGAGGAACAUCAUCAGGGUGGCUGUUCUGGAUAAAGUCACAGACUUUCUGCUCUUUCUUGGCAAACUCUUGAUUGUAGGAAGUGUUGGCAUUCUUGCUUUCUUCUUUUUCACCCAGAGGAUAAAACUCAUUCAAGACUCGGCACCACCCCUCAACUACUACUGGGUUCCAAUUCUGACUGUGGUCGUUGGCUCCUAUCUCAUUGCCCAUGGGUUUUUCAGCGUAUAUGCCAUGUGUGUGGACACGCUCUUCCUCUGCUUCUUGGAGGACCUGGAGCGUAACGAUGGCUCUGCCGAGAAGCCUUAUUUUAUGUCAUCUAAUCUGAAAAAGCUUCUGAAGAAGACGAACAAGCGCCCUGUUGAAGAGUAACAGCCCUUCCCAAUUCUCCGCCUCCGUGGGUAGCCUACAAUAGGCACACAGUUUAGGGAGCCAAGAUGGCCGUGGCAUCAAGCCCUGUCUUUGAAGAGCAAGCGUUUUGGGGUUAGGGGACUCUGCUUCCAGUGCCAGACAAAUGUAGCCUGCUGGGUUUUGACAUGUUUUGUUGUUGUUGUUUUUUGUUUUGUUUUGUUGGUUUUUUUGACAUUUUUUUUUGCUUUUCCUUUUUUAUGGUGUGCUGGGUUUUUUUUCCGUUAUGACUGAGUAGGUGUCAAGUUGUGCUGCACUAACUCCAUCUUAAGGCCUUAACAGCGAUACAGCAGACUGAAGUCUGGUGUGCCUUUACCACAUUGAUCAAAGUAAUCUGGCUCUUGACUGACAGCUCAGAGUGCUUACACUUCUCAGCGUAGGUUGGAGACAGGUGUAUAUUAGUGGUGCAUCUGAGACCAUAUAUGAACAGCACUGGCUGAGCAGCCGUAUCAGGAAGCCUAUCACAGCUGAGCUCAGGUUUCAAAGGAAAAAACGGAAUGAUUGUUUCAGUGCAUGAAUAGGAGCGACUGGGCUGGGGGAAUCUUGGCUGAGUGCAGGUGAGUUCGUGUGGGGAAGUGGAUCUUGGCCUGCAGCUGAAAAACAGACGUAUCCUUUGAAGGUAUUUGCCUUCUCCCGCAAACAAAGCUGUUUGUCAAGGCCAUGGCAACCAUAAGGCUCCCAUUAGGUUACAGUUCAUGUGCUGGCUGAGCCAGUUGAGUUCUGUUCAUUUUCCCCAAUCAGCACUAAACUGUCUUAAAUCCAAGCAUUGUGCAUCGUUGCAGCAGCUUGGUGGUGACGGUCGUGGCCAUCUUUUAAGCGAGGAAAGUUGAAACUAAUAUUGAACAAGCAAGUGCCAGGAGUAUAAAGAAAUUUAAAAUUCUGGUUGUAUACUGUUAAGCAUCUGUAGCUUUCACGGCCGGAAUCACUGGGGUGUGGUGGGUUUUUCCAGGUUGUAUGGCCUGUUCUAGUAGCAUUUUCUCCUGAUGUUUUGCUUGCAUCUGUGGCUGGCAUCUUCAGAGGAUCCUCUGAAGCCACAGGUGCAGGCAAAACGUCAGGAGAAAAUGCUACUAGAACAGGGCAUACAGCCUGGAAACCACACAACACCCCAUCUGUAGCUUUCUUCGUAGAAAAUUAUAAUGCUGCCAAUCUGUAUUUUAAGUCUGGCAAAUGUUAACUUUUGUAUUGCUUUAUAUAAACUAUUUUUUAUGUACCCUUUAUGUUUUUUAAAAAUACCUGAAAUAUUAAAACAGUUUUAUAAA
Molecule: messenger RNA, 3853 nt
Organism: Sphaerodactylus townsendi
Lineage: Eukaryota; Metazoa; Chordata; Lepidosauria; Squamata; Sphaerodactylidae
Gene: SLC44A2
Product: solute carrier family 44 member 2
Exons: 22
Coding region: 429-2558 (709 amino acids)
Biological process (GO): choline transport; transmembrane transport
Cellular component (GO): membrane
Molecular function (GO): choline transmembrane transporter activity
Source: RefSeq, a predicted model, not a curated record